Molecule: messenger RNA, 915 nt
Organism: Stylophora pistillata
Lineage: Eukaryota; Metazoa; Cnidaria; Anthozoa; Scleractinia; Pocilloporidae
Biological process (GO): DNA integration
Molecular function (GO): nucleic acid binding
Source: RefSeq, a predicted model, not a curated record
AUGCUUCAGAAGUGCGAAGAAUGCCAGCUAGCGCGCAAUAAGCCGCCAACAGCACCGUUGCAUUCGUGGGAAUGGCCAAAAAUGCCAUGGCAGCGGAUUUACGUAGAUUUUGGCGGUCCGUUUAUGGGCAAAAUGUUUCUCGUGGUGGUAGGUAGUCAUUCUAAGUGGUUAGAGGUCGAGACGAUGCCUAACGUAACUAGCCCUACAACGAUAGAUAAACUGAGGCAUAUGUUCGCGAGGUUCGGGUUACCCUCACAACUAGUUAAUGAGAACGGUCCGCAGUUCACUUCGAAGGAGUUUCCUGAGUUCAUGAAACAGAAUGGCAUAAAGCACAUACUAGUGAGUCCAUACCACCCUCGUUCGAAUGGUCUUGUCAAGAGAUUCGUUGAGACUUUUAAGAAGUAUUUCAAGACUGUAGGUAGUGAUUCGGUUUCACGGAAUUUGGCGAGAUUUUUAUUGAGUUAUCGUACCACUCCAAGUAGCGUUACAGACAGAACACCAGCUGAGUUAUUUUUAAAUCGACGUCCGCGAACCAGGCUAGAUUUGAUGCACCCAGACCUCAGACGUAAGGUUUCCGCGAGACAGGAAGAAGAUAAAGGGAAUUUCGAUAAUUUGUCAAGAGACCGUGAAUUUUCAGUUGGAGAGGAGGUUUCGGUUGAGAAUUUUCGAGGAGAACCGAAUUGGCUAGAAGGAACCGUAGUAGAGCGAACCAGUCCCGUUUCGUAUGAGGUGCAAGUCGAUGACAAAGUUUGGAAGCGACGCACCGACCAGCUUCGCGAAAAGAGUUUCGAAAGUACGGGUUGUGCACCAGCCAUUGCUAUUGACGACACUUUUGAGCAAUCGCGCAAUCUUGCGAUGACACCCGCACCAGUAAGUCACGAGACACCUCAAACUUUGGAAGAGAAAGAAAGAUAG